Messenger RNA from Closterium sp. NIES-65, 1335 nucleotides. The record is from the annotation of a GenBank genome assembly. NCBI's taxonomy places the organism in Eukaryota, Viridiplantae, Streptophyta, Zygnematophyceae, Desmidiales, Closteriaceae.
AUGGCUGACAAAAACCUGUCAGACCUGCCAGUGUACGCGAGAACCGAGCCAUCCAUUAAAAACCUUCCUAGUAUAAGCGAACAGGUCGGUAGCAUCAUCCGUCCGUACGUCAUCCCCUUCGUUAUCAUCCUCGCUAUAGUCAUCCCCAUCAACCUGGUCUUUCAGUCGACUCCUGGACUGCUCUGCAGCUGCUGGAGCCGCGGCGGAGGCUUCGAGUCGGCAUCGUCGCUUCCGUACCAGCCAGCAGCGUCGCUUGCGUACCAGCCGGCAGCGCCUCCUCCGGACCAGCCGGCAGCGUCGCUUGCGUACCAGCCGGCAGCGCCUCCUCCGAACCAGCCGGCAGCGCAUCCUCCGGACCAGCCGCCUAUCCCCGGAUGGGCUCAGGCUCUGUUCCCCGGCAUGAGCGGCAAUGACGCGGCCAUCAUUUGCCGUGCAGAGGAGAAUUAUUGGGAGAACCUUCUGCUGAGACGGGAGGCGUCCAAUGGAACGCUUUACCCGCCACCCGCGUCAAUGACAAAUAUCACCAUGAAAACGCUCCUUCUCAUCCCCACGUACUCUUGCCCGGUGAACGAGCGCAUUGGCAAGUGGGGGGACGGCGGAAAGUGGACUUGCCUUCUGCCAGGCGCCAUUCAGACGGACCCUGUGGUGUACAGCAUUGGCAGUUUCCGGCAGUACGAUUUUGAAGACGCCAUUUACAAGAUUUUGCAUGUGCAGCCGCACACGUUCGACCCGUUCCUCCACCCCAGCACCGCCGCCCACAUGCAGACCGUCCCCUCCCUCAUCUUCCACCCCAUCGGCCUCUCUGCAAACUCCUCCAUCGAGUACAACCGCCAAAAGUUUUCUGGCGCUGAGUUCAUGACUCUGGGAGGGAUCAUGCAGCUGUUGAAUCAUACAUAUGUGGACAUUUUCAAGAUUGACUGCGAGGGGUGUGAGGAGGCGAUGAUUGCAGAGUUUGGGGAGGCGAAUGGGAAUGUAUCUGCACAACUGAGCUUGCACGGAGGGACGCUGCCGUUCGGGCAGAUCUUGAUCGAGAUUCACCAAACGAAUAAACCCGUGGUCACCUUGGCACUGGUCUACACGUUGGAGAAGCUUGGGUAUCGCAUGUUCAGCGUGGAGUUCAACCAUGAAUGCUGGCAUUGCUGUGAGUUGAGCUUGAUACACGAGAGCCUCGUGCAGCCAAGUAGCGACAAAAACUGCCCCCCGUCUCUGGCUUCGGAAGAGUUCUUCAAAAAGGAAGCUGCAGAUGCGCAGGAAAAGCUGGGUUCAGGAGAUGACGUGAAGGAAUCAGGUGGAGGAGUCUUAAGUACAUCUGACGCUAGCACCCCCGGGCCGUGA